Molecule: messenger RNA, 1054 nt
Organism: Sorghum bicolor (sorghum)
Lineage: Eukaryota; Viridiplantae; Streptophyta; Magnoliopsida; Poales; Poaceae
Exons: 1
Coding region: 91-813 (240 amino acids)
Source: RefSeq, a predicted model, not a curated record
CAACUCCCCAGGUCGAGCAAGGCCAGCAGAUCUGCCCCAAAACACCCCACCGCCGCCGCGACCGCGAGCACCUCCGAUCGAGCCCGCGCCAUGGAGGACGUCAUCACCGACGUGCCGCCGCCGUCCCGCUUCUCCCCGGACGACCUCGACAACUUCGCCGCUCCGCCAGCGCAGCCCACCCCCAUCCUCGUCGUUUCCCCCAACCCUAGCCCACCGACCCCGCGCCUCCUCAUCGUCUUCAUCUCCCCCACCUCCCUCGCGCUCCUCGCCUCCCCGCCGCCGCUCCACGCGUCCCUCCUCCUCCCGGACCUGCCCCUGCACCCGCACUCGCACGCGCCCAUCCGCGUGUACCUCCACCCCUCCGGCGCGCUCCUCGCCGCCGCGCACGGCGCCGUCCCCGCCCACCGCGCGCGCGCCGCCGCGAAGGCCCUCGUCUCGAGGCUCCAGCCUGAGGAGGUGCUGGUCCUGGACGCGGUCCGGAGCGGGUCGUACCGGGGCCGCCUCGCCGCGGACGAGCCCGUGGAGGGGAAGCUGGAGACCCGCGCGGCGCGCGCGCGCGGAGGCGUGGGCGCGGCCAGGGCCGUCGCGGCGCUGGCCCCGCCUGGCAGCGUGGUGGACGGGCUCGGCGCCGCCGUGCUCGCGGAGUGCGAGAUCCGGGGUAAGGCGGCCAGCAUGGUGGUGACGUGGCCCGCGGGCGCCAGGCCUGCGGAGUUCGUGGUCACGCGGCGCGUGGCAGAGGAGAUCGGCGUCGACACCGGCAAGGCUGCGGCGAGGGUCUCCGGCCGGCCAGAGCUGGAUGCGUUGUACACUUGAGAUUUCUCUGUUACUGCUUCUGAUUUCGUUGCCUGUUGUCUGACGAGUGACGAGUGAGAGCUGGGUUUGAGACAAUUUGGGGAGAAAUCUGAGAUCUGUCAAAAGAGUUGGUUUCGUGUUUGGCGUGAUUUGAAUAUGAAUUCUCGAUGCCGAUGAACAAAUUCUGAUCUCAGUUGUGUCAUCACUGAGCUUCUGUAGUGAUCACUGAAGUGGCCUUGCCUUUGCUGCUGCAGCAUGCGAA